CCCUCGUCUAUCGGACCUCCUGGAAGCGGUACGGAUCCUAUGGGGAGCAUACCCGAUCUGCUGACACCCAUAUCUUUCGACUAUAAAAAUGGGUAGAGGCUUCCAGGAGGACCGAUUCCUCCUUGAAAGGAUCUCUCUCUCUCUCUCUCUCUCUCUCUCUCUCUCUCUCUCUCUCUUUCUCGCGCGCGCCUCUUUCUCACGAUCUUUUGUUCGCCGUCGCGUGGUGAUACGGUGACCUUCGAAGAUGUCUUCGCUUGCUGCUGCUCGAGCAGAUAAUUUUUAUUAUCCUCCUGAAUGGACCCCUCAAAAGGGGUCCUUGAACAAGUUUCAUGGGCAACAUGCUCUGAGGGAGAGAGCCCGAAAAAUAGACCAAGGGAUCUUGAUCAUAAGGUUCGAGAUGCCCUUCAAUAUCUGGUGUGGUGGUUGCCAUUCUAUGAUAGCCAAGGGAGUUCGUUUCAAUGCAGAGAAGAAACAAGUUGGAAAUUAUUACUCUACCAAGAUAUGGAGAUUCUCUAUGAAGUCAGCAUGUUGCAAGCAUGAGAUUGUUAUAGAGACAGACCCCAAAAACUGCGAAUAUGUUAUCAUAAGUGGAGCUGAAAAAAAGACUGAAGAGUAUGAUGUGGAGGACGCAGAAACUCUUGCCCUUCCUGGAGAUGAAGAGAAAGGAAAACUUUCAGAUCCCUUUUAUCGGCUUGAGCACCAAGAAGAAGAUUUGCUGAAGAAGAAAGAGGCUGAACCCCUAAUACUUCGCCUUCAACGUGUUUCAGAUCUCAGACAUUCCAAUGACUUUGCUCUUAACCGCACCCUUCGAGCUCAAAUUAGAGGCCAAAAGAGACGAAUUGCUGAAGAAGAAGCAGCUGCGCGGAAGAUGGGUUUGGGGAUAAGAUUGCUUCCUGUAUCUAAAGAAGAUACAGAGGUAGCAUCUCGCGUGAAAUUUGCCCCCAAGUUUGAGACGAACAGAAAGGACAAACGAGCUGCAAUAAAAGCUGCCCCCAUUUUCCCUGGGUCAUCAGCGUCUGAUUCUGCAAAGAGACGAUUAGAAUUGGAGACUAAAAGACGCAAAAUAAAGGCAACUGCAGCAUCGGCCAUGUUGGCUGGGUCAUUCAAACCAUCAUCUUGGUCACAAAGUUCUUCCAUUAUGAGCAAGCAAACCGGAAGGAUGCCGACUUUGAAGCGUGCAUGAUUACAGUAUUUAAAGACACUUCAGUUGGGGAAGCGGUACUAAUCGAGAACCAGUGACCAGAAAAGCUUGGUCUGUCAUUUAACUUGGAUGCCAAUUGGUUGCUGCCAACAUACGUCAUUCAGAAAGCCGCUGUUGCAUGUCAAGAGCGACAAACUUCCUGGAAAUUGUACAGAGGAUUUGUGAUCGUACUCUUCUUUUUCAUUUUAGGUUGUGAUUUUGGGAAGCUUCCGCACUGUGCAGUUGCCUAGCACGGCACUUCACUUCGUCCCCUGUAUAGCUUUUUCCCUUCUUUAUAUAGAAACGAGGUUCUGCAGUACCUUUGCUUCCAAAUGAGCUUUUAUUGUACGGUUUCUUGUAUCUGCUCUCAGAUCCAGAAUAAUUGCUUUUAUUGCA
Nymphaea colorata (pocket water lily) is the source of this 1576-nucleotide messenger RNA. RefSeq lists its product as uncharacterized. NCBI's taxonomy places the organism in Eukaryota, Viridiplantae, Streptophyta, Magnoliopsida, Nymphaeales, Nymphaeaceae. The transcript has 7 exons. Gene Ontology annotation, cellular component: post-mRNA release spliceosomal complex; U2-type spliceosomal complex. The record is from RefSeq and is a predicted model, not a curated record. The coding region runs from base 245 to 1183 and encodes 312 amino acids. Gene Ontology annotation, biological process: mRNA splicing, via spliceosome.